This is a messenger RNA of Oryza sativa Japonica Group (Japanese rice), 3234 nucleotides long. RefSeq lists its product as uncharacterized. The record is from RefSeq and is a predicted model, not a curated record. Lineage: Eukaryota; Viridiplantae; Streptophyta; Magnoliopsida; Poales; Poaceae. Gene Ontology annotation, cellular component: nucleus.
GGGGGCUUAGCCCUUGUACCGCCCGUCGCGCGCAAAACCCCCACCACGCCGCCGCCGCCGCCGCCGUCUCGUCAGCAAGCGCUGCCCGGAGAGAGAGAGAAAGAGAGACGCGCCCGCGCCAUGGGGAGGCCGAAGGGCGGCGCCGCGGCGUCCUCCUCCUCGUCGAAGAAGCCCAAGGCGAAGCCGAAGCAGCGCGGCGGCGUCGACUUCAAGAAGUACAAGCACAAGGUGGGGCGGAAGCUGCCGCCGCCGAAGAAUGCCACCGACACGGAGAUCAAGUCCAGAGCGAUCGUGCUGCCGGAGCAGAGCAUGGCGUCGGAGAGGGCUGGCAUGGCCGUGAACAAGCGCGGGCUCACGCUGCGGGAGCUCUUGCAGCAGACGGGCCACUACAAUGCCAAUGUGCGCCGAGCUGCGCUGAAUGGGAUAAAGGAUCUUGUUGCUAAGCAUCCAUCAGAGCUUAAACUUCACAAGGUUGCAAUUGUUGAGAAGCUACAGGAAAGAAUAUGUGACACUGACAAGGUGGUUCGUGAAUCCUUGUUCAGUAUACUGCAGUCUCUCGUCUUCCCAUCUUUGAAAGAGGACAAUGCAAUAUCGACACGCAGUACACUGUUUCUGCUGAUGGCCAAUAUUUUGAACGGAAUGACCCAUCUAUCCAUGGAUAUCCAGUUAAUGUCUUUCAGAUUUUUGGAGCUUGUUGUUAUUAAUUUCCCAUCCUCCUUUCCAGGAUACGCUGAACAGGUCUUCAACAACUUUCUUGCUGUACUGAGCAAUGACAGGAUUCAUCUCCAGGAUAAGAGUAAACUUAACAGUGUCCUUAGUGGGCUCGGGCAGUGUCUUUCUCAGGUUGCUUAUGCAACAGAAAAUGGUGAUGCAUCAAAUCGACUGGUUCAUAAUCUUUCUGGUAGGGAACUUUGGAAAUGUACUCUUGAUGAAGAUAACUCAGGAAGUAGAGCAUUUGCGAUGUCCAAUAUAUUAAUGAAGCUUCAAAACCUCUUCCAGAUUCUCGUUAAUUCUGUAGAGGUCUCAGUUUCAGAACUUUUUGCAAAGUCAACUAUUGAUGCUCAGUCAAGUGAAGCAUUAUUAUCAGCUCUUCACUGUCUGGAUCUAAUAUGUAACAUAUGUAUUCAAGAGGUAAAGAAACCUCAGAUGAAAUUUGGAAGAUCCAAAAUUCAGGUUGGACCUGAAUGGUUGAAAAGUUCCGUGUUAGUAUAUGCAAAGAAAUUGUGGGGAGUAAACCGUUCAUUCCACGAAAAGGGAGAUGACAGAUAUUAUGUUUUCAAUCUGAAGAUUGCUGAAAUAUUUUUGUGCUUGAGUGCAUGUAUGGACAACACCAUAUUUCCAGCUGAUGAAUUUUGCCAGUUUGUAUCUUCUCUACUUGCAAAGGCAAAAACACUUCGCAAUAAGGAUACCAUGGAAAAGCAUUUGAGCCCACUUAUAACUUUCAUACCAGAUCUUGUAUCCAAUGCCCCAGAUGACUCAAAAGGAUAUUUAUUAGAGGCAUUUACAGAUGCAUUCUGGGAUUGCAAGGUGGAUUGCAAGCUGAUUUUCCCAUAUUUGGAUGCAGUGGGAAAAAUGCUGUUUCCUGAAAAAACAGGAAUAUUAUUUGUGGAAAAUGAUUCAGGCUCUGAAUACCAUGGUGUGUGGGUAAAAGAGCUACCUGGAAUUCUACUACAAUCAAUUGACAAAGCCCCCUCAGUAACAAAGGUUGUUUUGGAGCUACUUCUAAGAAUUGGACAGUACUUCCCCACAAUGGAGUUUGGAAAUCUGCGUUCCUUCAUUAAGUUAUUUGGUGUUAAAUCAUCAUCAGGAACCAUAGAGCUUGGUCCAUUCGUUAACCUUCCACGUGAUUGCCAAGAACUUGCCAUUUCAUGCCUUUAUUACUUCUCCAACCUGCUUCCCGACACAAUGGAGCUGUUGGCUUCUUGUUGCUUAAGUGAUGUGCUGGAACCCACCAUAUUGUUUAGAAUUAUUGAGGUUCUACAGUCAACAUACAAGGCUGGGAAUUUACAUAUAACAGAGCAACUCAGUUUCUUGUCAUUGCUAAUGGCACGAUUCAGAGUUCAUCCUGGGUCUUUCUCUACCCAGGAUAAUUCCCAGAAGGGCUCAAAUAUGAAUACUUUUAAAUCAUUGAACCGCCUAAUUUUAAAUUCUCUAUCUGAAAUGGGUGAUGGCUCCCUGGUUCUUGAGUUAAUGUGGGAUAAUUUAUCUAAAGAGAUUGCACAGAUACCAUCUUUACAUAACAUGAAUGGAUUGUUUAGAAUUAUUGUCACACUUGAUGCAGGAACUUGUAAGCUCAUGAACGAAGAUGCUAUAAAAAUUAUAGCUGGCUACUUGAUUGAUGCUGCUAUGGAUUUGUCUAAAACCAUUGAGCUUGGCUUUCAAUCUGAUAGGACAAGACUAUUUCAAUACUUUAUAAAGCCUUGCAUAAUCAUAUUUUGCCAGAACGAGAAGGUUCUUUGCUGCGCAUUGGAGAUGCUUAAAUCUUUCGCAACAGGAGAUGACCACGUGCUUUCAUCUGCAUCCAAGUUAAACUACCCAGGAGAGCUUUCACAUCGAAUUUGUGUUGUCACAACUAUACUCAUAUUCUUAUGCAAUGAUGGAAAACUCCAUAAAAACCUUUCUUUGGGCAAAUGUGUUAUUAAAGGUAUCCUGCAACAUACAAGGCAUCUCAUGGAUUCUAAUGUUCUUGAUGUAACAUAUGAGGACAAGCAGAAGUUAAGAUUUGCAUUUGAGCAACUAAAGACGAAAGCAUUGCAGUUGAACUGCUGGGACAGAAGUGAGCUGGAAGGGUUUUCAAGCACCACGUAAAUAGUACCAAAUACUAAUGGUACUGCCGUAAUGUGAAACCUUACUCUGCACGGGAUGAAAAUUUUGACGAACUGAAGGUGAAGAUGGAGAGUGGACAUGGUGACUGGUGAGGGGCAGAAGGAUAUGUGCCAUCCGACCUGCGUCAGACUCCAGUAUACACCUCUGCUGUUCAGCUGUUACCAACACUUUACGAAGGUGGCCGGAAAAUGCAUUGUUCACAUGUUGGGAACGAGGUGGUCCACUGGUCCAUGUAUCAUUGUGGUACAGCGCUUGGUUUUGAUGCAACAGAAUUGCAGUUUAGACUGCUCAAUAGACCAUAGGUUAUUUCACCGAAAGGUUUACAUUUCAACCUACAUGUCCAUGUAAGAAUCCCGAUGUAAAUGUAGAAAUUUUGUUUUGGAAGUUCAUUUCGGGCCUCUCAUGUCA